Penicillium longicatenatum is the source of this 2142-nucleotide messenger RNA. RefSeq names its product origin recognition complex subunit 4. Gene Ontology annotation, biological process: DNA replication initiation; DNA replication. Gene Ontology annotation, molecular function: ATP hydrolysis activity; DNA replication origin binding. The transcript is spliced from 2 exons. Bases 1 to 2142 code for a protein of 713 amino acids. The record is from RefSeq and is a predicted model, not a curated record. NCBI's taxonomy places the organism in Eukaryota, Fungi, Ascomycota, Eurotiomycetes, Eurotiales, Aspergillaceae. Gene Ontology annotation, cellular component: nucleus; nuclear origin of replication recognition complex.
AUGAGGGAUCCCCGCGCAGCCAAGCGAAGAAGAGUCUCCGAAGAGCCAGCCCAUGAUGAGGACGGUGAUGUCGCCAUGGGAAGUGAAGGUGAUGAUGCCUACUCCGCGCCCUCAUCUCCUGAUGCUGAACCAGACUCCGAAGAGGACCAAGAAUACCGUGGCCCCCGAUCAAGACCAUCUCGACGACAAUCGACACGCCGAAAGAGUGUACAGGUACCUGAAGGGCUUGGCUUUGAUGAUGCAGACGAUGCGUCAGAUGUGGGGACGCCGAGGAGCACACGCGCAAGCGGACGGCAGCGCAAAGCGCCCCAGCGAUACGAAGGGGAUGGUCAGACACCCACUUCGACGCGGAGGGCAGCUGCUACACCUCGCAGUACUCGUGGAGCAAGAAGUGUCCAGAAGACGAGACAAGAAUCUGUAGAUGACGUCGACAUGGGCUUCGAUGAGAAAUCGCCCAAACCACUCGCGAGGACGAGAUCUAGACGAGCUGCCGCCAAACCGAAGUCAAAUGGUACAAAUGCUGGAUUUGUAAACGAGGACCAAUCAGACUCACCGGAGACAUAUAAUGACGGUCUUGAUGAUCUCGUCGCGAUGCAGCUCCAACAAGACUUGCAUCAAGAACAGCCUGAGGUGGAGGAGAGCGUGGAGAUGGCAGAGCCCCUUCCUGAGUACGUGGAAGCUCUACAGAAUAUUUGCCACCGGGGGCUUGAUAAAGAGGCCCGCAUUCUUACAAACUUUCUCCUGGAGAAGCUUGCUGGGAAGCGACAGAUUCCCCUCAAAGGACUCGAAAGCGAAUACGACAAAGUCAACCAUCUGCUUGAGCAGACAGUUACCGUUGGUGAAGGUAACUCAAUGCUCCUUCUAGGAUCACGAGGCUCUGGAAAGACAGCAAUGGUCGAAACGAUCAUUUCAUCUCUUGCGAAGGGUCAUGGGGAGGACUUUCAUGUUGUUCGUCUGAACGGCUUCCUCCAUACGGACGACCGUCUAGCUCUUCGAGAGAUGUGGCGUCAGCUUGGUCGUGAGACCAACACCGAGGACGACACUCUCAAGAUCAACUCUUAUGCGGACACAAUGGCAACUCUCUUGGCCUUGCUCUCCCACCCCGAGGAGCUAUUCGGGACUUCUUCAAACAAAAAUGGAGUGACGGCUGCCAAGUCUAUCAUUAUUAUUCUCGAUGAGUUCGACCUAUUCGUGACUCAUCCGCGACAGACAUUGCUCUACAACCUUUUUGAUAUUGCGCAGGCCCGAAAGGCGCCAAUUGCAGUGCUCGGGCUUACCACCAAAGUCGACGUGACUGAGAUGCUUGAGAAACGGGUCAAGAGUCGAUUCAGUCACCGAUAUGUAUAUGUUCCACUUCCUAGAACAUACGAAGUUUUCUCGGAAAUCUGCAUGGCAAGUCUGGAUCUCAAUGAGAACGAAACCCUACAACUUGCAGACGCACUUGGUUCUGAGCGUGCUGUCUUGGAAACGACAGGUUGGAAGACACUACUGGAUGGCUGGAAAGUAUAUUUGAAGCACAUGUGGGAGGACAAGGACUUCCAGUUCCACCUCAAACGGAUCUACCACCAGACCAAGUCCGUAAAGGACUUCCUGACGAGUGCACUGCUACCAAUUAGCGAUCUAAACCUCAGCACCCAAGCAGCCGACAAGCUCGCAAUGCAAAUCCCAAUCCCAAAGAGCUUCGCCUCGCAAUCCCUUUCCUGCUCUGACCCAGCACCCCUCCCAUUCUCCGCAUCAAUCACCUCCUCAUCGAGCCCUUCAUCAUUACCACUAGCCCUGCUCCUCGCCGCAACCCGCCUAGCAGCACUCUUCGACCCAGGACUCGAUGGUCCUCAAUCCCAAAGCGUGGCACCACUCGCACUGUCCUUCCCGGCAGCCUACGCCGAAUACGUGCGUCUGCUCACAUCUGCCAAAACAUCCGCUUCGGUAUCCGGUGCUGCAGCUACACCCGGCCGUGUUUGGGGCCGCGACGUGGCACGCGAGUCCUGGGAAAAAUUGGUUAACUGGGCACUUGUCACGCCAGUCGGCGGAGGAAACGGCACAGCUGAUGGACAGAUGUUCCGUGUGGAAAUCAGCUUCGAGGAGGUAGUUGAGAUGGCCGGUUCGGGCAUUUCUCUUGGCCAAUGGUGGAGAGACGGUUGA